Messenger RNA from Oreochromis niloticus (Nile tilapia), 1645 nucleotides. Its product is annotated as butyrophilin subfamily 2 member A2. The record is from RefSeq and is a predicted model, not a curated record. The transcript has 7 exons. Gene Ontology annotation, molecular function: signaling receptor binding. Bases 229 to 1104 code for a protein of 291 amino acids. NCBI's taxonomy places the organism in Eukaryota, Metazoa, Chordata, Actinopteri, Cichliformes, Cichlidae. Gene Ontology annotation, cellular component: external side of plasma membrane. Gene Ontology annotation, biological process: regulation of cytokine production; T cell receptor signaling pathway.
CCAGAGUCACAGCUCCGUCCUACAGUCGUGAUGUUCUUGUACUGAUCUGUGUCGUGUCUUUAAACUCGCUCUUCUGCUUUCAAGUGAUGACGGCUGUCAGUGAAUCACUUUAACACUGAAAGGAGCUGAAAACGUGAUGUUUCUCAGGCUGAUUGUGAAGAGGAGACGUAUGCUGACUUCAGUCUUCAGACUGUGGGCUCGUUCUCGUCCAUCAUCUGAGCAGUCUUCAUGGACUGGUUUCACUCUGUUUCUCUGUGGAUUUUUAUUCUCAGCUUGGAUUUUGCUGAAGGUUAUUCUCAGCGUGGACGUCGGCAGCAAACAGUGGGUCUACUUGGCAGUGAUGUUGUUUUACUCUGUUUCCUAAAAACUUCAUUGGAUGCUUCAAACUUGCAGCUGGAGUGGGCGAGAACUGACCUGAGACCAGGAUUUAUACAUAUGUGGGAAAAAUUUAAAGAAAAUGUGGAGUUCAGAGAGCCGUCAUACAUGGGAAGGACCUCACUGUCCUUUGAUAAACUGAAGCAUGGAGAUGUCUCACUGACUCUUUCCAAAGUACAGCUGUCUGAUCAAGGACCGUACAGAUGUUUCAUUCCACAGCUUCCACAGGAGUCAUUUGUUGACCUCGUUGUAGCUUCAGCAUCUACACCCGUCAUAAAGGUGAUGUCAAACGUCAGCAGCAGGGUGGUGUUACAGUGUGAGUCUGCAGGCUGGUAUCCAGAGCCUGAGCUGCUGUGGUUGGACGGUGAGGGAAACCUCCUCUCUGCUGGACCUACAGAGACCCUCAGAGGUCCUGAUGACCUCUAUACUGUCAGCAGCAGAGUGACUGUGGAGAAGAGACACAGCAACAACAUCACCUGCAGAGUCCAACAGAGGAACACCAACCAGAGCAGAGAGACACACGUGCAUGGUGUCAUCCUGGACUCAUUCAUUCCUCUUCUUCACAUUGUCAUCAUUGUGGGGAUUUAUUGUUUCCUGGCCUUGUCGAUAGUUUGCUUUCAAUCAGUAGAAACUAAAACUGCCUGCAGAGACUAUUGUUACCAACUCAGACAAAAAGGAAAACACAUCCAGGAACAGAGAAACAACCAAGUCAUCAUCAGAUCUGCCUGAAAGACAACUGAACGUACAGACUGAUCUUCAUUCCCUUCCUGGUCACAAGCUGUGGGUCUGACCACAAACCUAAAUAUGCUACCAGCAAUCUGAUUUCUAUCAUUGCUGUUGUACCACCGCUUUACUUUCUACCUCAUUUAUUUAGAAAAAAAGUCCACCCAGCAUUUGCAUUAGCUUUUUUACAAUGGUUCAGUCAAUACUCUGUUUUUGUUUGUUUGUUUGUUUUAUUUUUAAUUUGUACGCAAAGGGCUGUUUAAAUAAGGCUCGAUUUCUGUUGAUUAUUGUGUAAAAGACCAAAGAUAGUAAGAGAUGGACUAAGUUUUGUAAAUCUUAUUUAUGUGUUGUCUUUGGAUGUUCUGUUGGCACAUACCUGUGAGAAUGUUUAAUUUGGCCACCAUAUCUCAGUGAAGGGGCUACUUCAUAGUAUAUGUGAGGGAAAAAUCCAAAGCUGCAGAUGUCUUUGUUUUUGAUGAAGUCCUGGAUAUAUUUCUGUUGAUUAGGACACGAGGACUCAAUAAAUCGACCCAUGGUUUCCCAACCA